Dromaius novaehollandiae (emu) is the source of this 14184-nucleotide messenger RNA. It is a transcript of the gene SORCS2, whose product is annotated as sortilin related VPS10 domain containing receptor 2. Gene Ontology annotation, cellular component: membrane. The record is from RefSeq and is a predicted model, not a curated record. Gene Ontology annotation, molecular function: protein binding. NCBI's taxonomy places the organism in Eukaryota, Metazoa, Chordata, Aves, Casuariiformes, Dromaiidae. The transcript is spliced from 28 exons. Bases 93 to 3563 code for a protein of 1156 amino acids.
CGGUUACAACCCUCCCCCGCCCCCGCCCCCGCGCGGCGGUGUCUCCCUCCCCGCCACCUCCCCGCCUGUCACUGCCACGCCGGAGAGCCACCAUGGCGCACGGCGGGCCACGCGUGUCCCCCGCCGCCGCCGCUCCGCGCGGGGCCGCCCGCCGGCUGCCGCCGCCGCUGCUGCUGCUGCUGCUGCUGCCGCCGCUGCUGGGCGCCGCCGCGGCGCUGCGCGGAGCGGAGCCCGGCGGCCGCCCGCGCCCCGGCGCCCUGACCCGCGGGGCGCGCAGCCCGCCCGAGCCGCGGCGCGGCGGCGGCGGGGCGGCGGCGGCGAGCCGCUCCCGGAGAGCAUCCCCGGCGGCGGCGGCGGCGGCGGCGGCGGCGGGCCGGGAGCAGGUCGCGCUCGUCAGCACCUCCUUCGUGCUCAAGGGGGACGCGUCUCACAACCAGGCGAUGGUGCACUGGACGGGCGAGAACAGCAGCGUGAUCCUGAUCCUUACCAAGUAUUAUCAUACAGACAUGGGGAAAGUGCUGGAGAGCUCUUUGUGGAGGUCAUCAGAUUUUGGGACCUUGUACACAAAGCUGAAUCUACAGCCUGGGAUUGCCACUGUUAUUGACAAUUUCUACAUUUGCCCCACCAACAAGAAAAAGAUAAUUCUUGUAAGUUCUUCCCAUAACGACCGUGACCAAAGUCUUUUCAUAAGCACGGAUGAAGGAGCCACUUUCCAAAAGCAGCCCAUUAGUUUCUUUGUGGAAACUCUCCUUUUUCACCCAAAAGAAGAAGACAAAGUACUUGCUUACACCAAGGAAGGCAAGGUUUAUGUGUCAGUUGACUUGGGGAAAAAAUGGAUCCUUCUGCAGGAGCGAGUUUCAAAAGAUCAUAUUUUUUGGGCCGUCGCUGGAGUUGAUGGAGACCCUGAUUUAGUUCAUAUGGAAAUCCAGGACCCCAGUGGAGGUUAUCAUUACAUCACUUGCCAGAUUCAAAAUUGUUCUGAUAAGACAAUGACAGUCCAGUUUGCUGAUGGCACUGAUCGGGAUUCCUUGACUGUGCAGGAUGACUACAUAUUUCUUCAGACAACAUCAGCAAAUCGCACAAAGUAUUAUGUGUCUUACCGUCGUAACGGCUUUGUACAGAUGAAGUUACCGAAAUACGCAUUGCCAAAAGAUUUACAGAUAAUCAGUACAGAUGAAAACCAGGUAUUUGUGGCUGUUCAGGAGUGGUACCAGACAGACACAUACAACCUGUACCAGUCUGACCCACAAGGUGUUUACUACUCCAUCCUGCUGGAGAAUGUUCGGAGCACAAAACAGCCAGAAGAGAAUGUCCUGAUAGAUAUUCUAGAGGUCAGAGGUGUAAAAGGAGUCUUUUUGGCCAACCAGAAGAUUGAUGGGAAAGUUACAACUCUAAUAACCUACAACAAAGGCCGUGACUGGGAUUUUUUAAACCCUCCAGAUAUUGAUAUGAAUGGCAAACCGACAAACUGCAAGCCUCCUGAUUGCUACCUUCACCUCCAUCUCCGCUGGGCAGACAAUCCAUAUGUGUCAGGAACAGUCCAUACAAAGGAUACUGCACCGGGGCUGAUAAUGGGGGCAGGUAACCUGGGGUCUCAGCUGGUUGAAUAUAAAGAAGAGAUGUACAUAACAUCUGACUGUGGGAACACGUGGCGUCAGGUCUUUGAAGAAGAGCAUCACAUCUUGUACUUGGACCAUGGCGGAGUUAUUGUGGCCAUCAAGGACACUUCAAUCCCUCUAAAAAUACUCAAGUUCAGCAUAGAUGAAGGCCAGACCUGGAGUACACAUAAUUUUACCAGCACUUCAGUCUUUGUAGAUGGACUACUUAGUGAACCUGGAGAUGAGACACUAGUCAUGACAGUCUUUGGACAUAUUAGUUACCGUUCUGACUGGGAACUGGUGAAGGUUGACUUCAGGCCAUCCUUCCCCAGGGAGUGCACUGAUGAUGACUAUGAAUCUUGGGACCUCACAAAUCUACAGGGUGAUCGUUGCAUCAUGGGUCAGCAAAGGAGCUUUCGGAAGAGGAAGAUUUCAUCGUGGUGCAUUAAAGGGAGGAGUUUCACAUCAGCUCUCACAUCCAAAGUUUGUGAAUGUGUGAACUCUGACUUCUUAUGUGAUUAUGGGUUUGAGCGUUCCACACCUCUGAAAUCGGACUCUAGUAAAUGCUUUGCUGACUUUUGGUUUAACCCAGAAGCACCUCCUGAAGACUGUGUGCUGGGGCAGGCAUAUACAAGCAGCACUGGGUACAGGAAAGUUGUUUCUAAUGUGUGUGAAGGUGGUAUAGACCUGCAACAGAACUUAGCGCAGCAUAUGUGUCCAUUGAUUGCUCCCAAGGGACUUCAGAUCAGCAUCAGAGGAGAAAGCCUGGCUGUUAAGCCUGGGGAGGACAUCACCUUCGUUGUCAGACAAGAGCAGGGUGAUAUAUUGAAUACCAAAUACCAGGUAGAUCUUGGAGAUGGCUUUAAGGCAAUAUACGUGAACCUUACAAUGACUGGAGAACCGAUUCGUCACCGUUACGAGAACCCCGGGAUUUAUCGUGUCUCAGUUAAGGCUGAGAAUGUUGCUGGGCAUGAUGAGGCCGUGGUGUUUGUCCAAGUUAAUUCUCCGUUGCAGGCUUUGAAUUUGGAAGUGAUUCCAGUUAUCGGCAGAAACCAGGAGGUGAAUCUGACAGCCAUCAUAUUGCCCAAGAACCCUAAUUUGACAGUCUUCUACUGGUGGAUAGGAAACAAUCUUCAACCACUUCUUACAUUGGAGAGUUUUUUGGUGGCAAGGUUUGCUGAGACAGGUGAAGUUAGAGUUACAGUGCAAGCUUCCUGUGGGAACUCCAUGCUUCAGGAUUCAAAGGUUGUCCACGUUUUUGAUCAUUUUCAUGUUCUUUCUCUGAAGUUUACUAAGCACCUGGACAUGUACAACCCCGACAUACCAGAAUGGAGGGAAGACAUAGGGCGAGUAGUAACACGACUUCUUGCAAAGGAAACUAAUAUACCUGAAGAAACACUUGUGACGGUUGUGAAACCUGGUCUGCCCACAACUGCUGAUUUGCAUGUGCUGCUACCAGCAAACCAACCAAAGAGGAAGAGGAGUGUAACUAGCGAUAAGAGGAUAGCGGCUAUAAAGCAGGCCUUGAAUGCACACAACAUCAGUUUCUUUCUGAGGGGAGGAUACUGGGUCUUAGUGACUUUAGCUGACUCCGGUUCAGACUCUCAAAGGAUUGGAGGAGGCAGUGGGUACUGGGCUAUUGUGGUUCUCUUUGUUAUCUUUCUAGUCAUAGUCGGAGCUUUCAUCCUCUACAAGUUUAAAAGGAAACUGCCAGGCAGAAAUGUCUAUGCCCAGAUGCACAAUGAAAAGGAGCAGGAGAUGACAAGCCCUGUUAAUCAUAGUGAGGACACCCAGAACAUCAUCCAGGGUGAGGAGUUUAUUGAUGAUGAUCUGGACUCUCAAACACUAGGUAACGCAAGAGUGACUCCUUCUGGGAGAAGUGGCAACUUGAACAGCUACAGAGUUCCCCUAUUGCUGAUGCCGGUCAGUGUCCAGUCCCAGGCAAUCACUCAGGCGUGGUUUUGAGCAUCAACUCCAGAGAGAUGCACAGUUACCUGGUUAGCUGAUAUUUACAGCUGAACACAAAAACCGAAAGACACUUCUCUGUAUCGUUUUAUUUUUCCCUGGUGAUAUCACAAAAUUUCAAAUAUGGCUGUAAAUGCUGGUGGAGAGGAGGUUCAUUAACAGUCCUGUGGAAAAAAGCAUCCAUCAUCAGUUACCCGGGAGAAGGAUAAUACAUCUUGUGUUCACUCUAUGGCCUGGAAACUUGUUACAAUUCAAACUCAAACUAAAGUAGCAAAUUUGUAGCCCUAGGCACAUUCAAUGCCACAUUCUUUCUUUUUCUGUAUAUGUUCUAGUUUCUUUGUGUUUAUUUUUAGAAGGAUUGACUGUAACUUUUUAAUUAUAUUUUUAAUUGCGGUAAUCAGUGGAAGGCUGGGACUCUUCAGCUUGAAAUAUUGAUUUGUAGACAAGUGACUAGAACAAACAGAUGGCUCGUUGAACACUAUAUUUUUUCAGAAGUCUGUAAUUCAGAAAUGGUUCUGUACCGAGAGAGGUCUUAGCAAGGAGACAAAUGCACUCCUAGUGAAUUCAAGUUCUUAACUUAAAAAUGUGUGAGACAAUCUAAUGAACUUAGGCUUAGGCCCUUCUAUUGUUUAACGGAAUCAAAGUGUUAGGAUAUUCUAAAAUCGUAGAAUAAUGCUCUUGUAAGUGUAGCAAGUCCUGACAAACCAUCAGCACUGGUAUCUCUCCCAAUCCCACCCUGUGUGAAAGAUAAAACACCAGCUUGAUGCUUUUUCCAGACCAGGUGCCUUCACUUGCAGACAGUCAUUUCAGUUGCUCUCAUCUUCUAACCAAGCACCUCUAGAAGGAUGGCAGCUGCCAGAUCGGUUAUCAUAUAAAAAACUGUUCUGACGUCCUGUCUCUUUUUAAAUUUCCAGAGUGUGUAAAUACCUCCUUUAAGUAGCUUUCUUUGUAUGGUUAUUUUUUAAAAACUUCCUAUUCAUAGGGCAGAGGUGCCGGGUAUGUCAGAGUUCUCCUCCAAGCAGGAUAGCAUAGCGCACCAGAAUCCCCUUGCUCCUUGGAUUUUCCCUGGUUGUUCCCGUGGUGUUUGCCCUUGGAGGUGGGGGGGGGGGGGGGGACACUCGUACCUGAACUUUGCCACUUGGCUAUGUUUGACAAUCCAGAGGGCCUUGAGGAGGAUCUACUGAGGUACAGGGGCUCGCAUUUCCUUUCUCCCACCACAGGGUGUCACUCAGUCCCUAUCAGGCACUGGCCCCUAUUUCUGCAGGAAGGGCAGUGGGCAUUUUUAAAGAGCCACCUACAGAAAGGGCAUGUGAGUCAGUUCAGAGUUUCCUUAUCCCAACCUCCACAUCCAUAGGGAAUGGAAAUCCAGUGAAUCCAUGAAUCCACACCUUGCUGGUCAUUUUUAUGUGUGUUUUGGAGCUGUGUAAAAAAAUGGACUGUGAUGUGAUGAGUUUAAACAUUUGGCAUCCCAUGUUAUCACGACUGCCUCGAAUUAGGACACUUCCAUCAGAAACCUAUAAAAUCUCUUCACCUUUUGCCUUCAAUAGAGACUAAAUGGCUCUUUGCUCAGUGAAUGUCAUACUAAUGCUGGUAGCAAAUUACCACACCAGCUUGCUUAAAGAGGUUACAGAUAGUUAACUGCAUCCUUGUGAAUAAACAAACACAAAUAAUGAAUGCUGAUAAGACAGAACAGAACUAUUUUAAAAUUAUCCUAUGCAUUGGAGUCAUUUUUCCGUGUAGCUGUGGAUGUUGUAGAACAUAUUUUCAUCAAAUGCAGCAGCCUUGGAUAUAAUAAUUCAAUGUAGUACUGUCGACUCUCACAAACCCCACAGGAUCUGUGUGUAAAGCACAAGAAAUUCUAGUGUAGAAUCUAAGUGUAUGGAACUAGGUGGAAAAGUUAAAGAUUCUGACAAGUGCUUGAAAGCUGCUCAGGAAAAUAAUUUCAAAAAAUCUUUCUAAAAUUUCCACCUAUGUAGUUCUAGACUGUCAUGCAAACAUGAUUUACAGAGAAGCAAUGUUCUGGUUGACUGCCGUAUGCAGGACUCUGUAUAAAUCUGAAGUGUUCCAUGCAUCCGAGUCUGGGUUUCAUGAAGAGAAAUGCAAAUACAAAAUGCACUGUGCUUUGGAAGCUCUCAGGACUCUUGUGUCAGAGGCUUGCCCUUCCUCCCAGCUCUUUAGCUUCUCUCUAGUGGAAAUGAACUGGAACAGAGAGUAAAAUAGUGUUGCAAACAGCUUACUGUUUCCUGAGAAAUAAAUUUGAAGUGGGCUAUUUAUGUAGGGCAGUUGAGUAGUGGAUUAGCCUUAUGGAGAAGGAAUGGGAUGAAAAUUCUAGCUUGGGGUCUUUCUCCCAUUGCUUAUGUGGUUGGCUAAGGACACUAGGAACAAAGUCACACAUACUAAUUUUUGCUUUAACAACUACCUUCAUAUAUUUUAAACAGUGCAAUUUGUGUCUCUGAUGACAGGAGUCCUUUGGAAUACAGUAGAAUGUUUAAUGGCUAGGUACUUUAAUUAACACUUAACACAUAUAUAGUGCCUGUAACAUAUUUCUCUGAUGAUGAUUAACUUAAUUCAUGCAGCACUCCUGUGAGGUUGGUUUGUCAUGUCUUAAAAACACUGUGUUUUCUAAAGAGAAGUCACUAUUGCCAUAUCUAUAUUAAUAAUACCAGCAGAUAAUAAAGGAAACCUUUGAUUCCAUGGUAAAAAUAAUUUUAAAAUGAAUUAUUUUAAAACUGAGAAAAUGCCCUUCCCUUUCAAGGUCACUUAGUUUAUCUGUAAAUAAAAAUUCUCACUAGUGCUAAGUUUUGAAUCUCUUGAAUUACAUCUAUGGCAUCUUUGUAUUUUUAAAUGGCAUAUAUACAUACUAUUCUUUGCAUAUAUUCAAAACCCUAGUAUAUGUGUAUACAGAAACAUAAAGUUGUUUAUAUGCACAAACACUAGGCACACAUGCCCGCAGAUACACAUGCAGUAUUUAGACAUACCCCAGUUAAAUUUGCUCGUGAGGAAGGGUGAUUUGAUGGCUGAGAAACAGAAGAUGGCUAUCAGGUGAUCUGGAUUCUAUCCCCAGACUUCAGGCAAGUUAUUUAACCUAUAUGUGCCUCAGUUUCCCCACCUGUAAAAUGGGGCUGAUAAUUACCUACCUCACAGUGGUAUUGUGAGGCUAAAUUAAUUAUUGUUUGUUCAGGAUCUUCAGAAUGAAAGAAUUAUGGGAGUAUAAAUUAUUACUAGUCUUGCUUUCUUUGUUUUACUUGCUGUUACUGCUGUUAUUAAAGGUAGUCUAGGCAAACCAACCACAGUUAUGUGUAAAUAUAAAAAAUAUAUAAUCUGAAAAGGUACAUAAUUGUUAAAGAGAAAAAAGUGUAAUUUGAUUUAAAACUCUUAUUGGGAUGCAAUGUUACAUGAUGGCAUUGCAACAUUAGUUGUGAUUUUGCUCAUUUCUCUUAAACAUAUCAGUUUUCCACGGUGUUGUUGGUUAAAAGCCUUAUAAAAAUGGGUACAAUGAUGUAGCAACUACAUUGAUACCUGUCAGCACUGAUACUGAACUAUUUUAAAAUCACUAACAGUAAAACUGGCAGUGUGUUAGCCUCUUUUAUACCUUGUGGCUUAAACUGUUACAUAUUUGCAACUUUAAAAACACCCUUUACUUUUCAGAACACUCCAAGAAAUACUGGUAUGAGGCAUUCUAAUGUAACCAUCAAGAUUUACAGCUGCUGUCUUUGGUUUCCCUUUUAACAUAAAAAAAAAGGAAGAGGUUCUUGUUUGAAAUGGUUUCAUUUUAGCAGUAAAAUGUUCCAUGCAUACAAUGAACUCAGAAAUGCUCAGGAGACAUUUAGGGAAAUCCCACAUACAGUGUAAAUUAAUUUCUCAAAAACAAAAACAAUAUAAAACAAAGUAUGUUUUUAUACCCUGCAAAUGAGGGUGUUAGACUAUGAAGAAAUAAAAAGUGCCAGCAUGAGGCAACAUCUUGUAUAUCUCCACUUCACUUUCAAAGUUUUGGACUGUUCUAGGAUAGUCUCGUUGAAUUAUAUCAUUUUUGCUGAGUUUUCUGCUUUCAGUGACUAGUGUAAAAUGGAGUAAAGUGUUUCUUCAAAUGAAGUAGAUUUGGUAGAUUACUGUGCUCUGGACAGACAAAUCAAUGAUCUGCCUUUAUCAGUUCGUAGUACAAAGCAGAUUUCAUCUAACAUCACUAUGACUGAUAGCUGUGUUCUAGGUCCAAUGAGAAAUUCCUCUAAUGGGGAUACUCUCCUACUGCAUGAUAUCUCUUAAAUAGAAGUUAGCAGAAUGGGACUACUUUGGUUUCCAUUCUUGUUAAAUUAACAUGAAUACAUGCUCUGAGAAGUGUUUGUUUCAUUGUUAAAAAUUAAGAAAUACAUGCAUUUGUUUGUAAUAUUGUUUUGAUGAUGAACCAAUGGUUCUGAUUUGCUUUGAAUUGUUAGCAUUAUUUGAAGUCCAAUACAGUGUCACCAAGUUGAUGGUAUUGGUGGUAAUUUCAGUCGUGGAUUUUCCUAUGUUCACAAUGUUUUCUAAUUAUUUUUAAAUGAGUCUUUUGUGGAAAAAGACUACAGUUUUAAUUUCUUUGCAGAAUAACUAACAGUUGGAGUUGCUAUAUAUUGGUUGAUACUGUUAUGUUGUUGCCAUCUUCACUUAUAUUUGAGAGUUUUAGAUGAAAAUAAGCACACAUUUCUCUCAGAAUGUUGGCUUUUCAGUAGAAAGAAAUUUGUAAGCACUUACCUUUUCAAAUACGGAUUUUUGUUGGAUCUUCUAGUCCAUCAAAGAGUAAGUUGCUUCCUGGCUCAUUUUCUCUAUUCUAUUCCCAACUGAGCAUUGCUUCUACAACUGUCUUUAUGAGACUGGUGUAUAGCCUGAUCUUACUAGUCUGUGGAAUUCCUUCUAAAACUUCCAUUAGAAUAGCAUUUAAGUGCCUAGAAGUAGUUAUAGCAUCUACUCAGAAAGCUUUCAUAAUAUUAAGUCUGUAUUUUCAUGUUCCUUAUUUCCAUUCAGUAUUUUUAGCAUUAGCCUUCUCAGUGCCAAUUAAAGUAUUUAUUUCUGUCAUGGAUAAGUAUGUAAUGUUUUUCACUUACUUUCAGACUAAAAUCAUUAAAGUGACAAAUGUUGAAAGAACUCAGACCCACAAUUAGCUUUAGCACUUAAAAGCCUGGUCCUGCAGCCUUUGGACUUAGUUUUUUAAUCUUUCUUCAUAAGUCAGUCCUUUUACCUUGCUUGAUCACCUCUGUAGCUUUUCUUUGAAUUCUUUUUGUUGUCAAGUGGACAGGAAUAUAGAAUGUUUUUUGGAUGUCUAGAGGUACUAGAACAACUCAUUUCCCAAAUUUGAGCAUGAAUGUUUUAUGAACUAAGUUUUUAUUUUUCCUUUCUUUUUAAAUUUUUUGUGUAGGGCACAGGGAAUGGUAUCAUCAGAGAAAUUAAGAUCUGUAAUGUAUAUAAAUGGUACUUCAGAAUGGUAUGAAGACUAAAGAAUGUAUUUCUUGCACAAAUGCCAUGUUUUUCUGAAAUUGAUACAUAGAGCAAGUCAAUGUCAUGCUUUUUAAUAUGCAAGAUCUUAUUUCUCUAAGUCCUUAGUCCCUGCCUUUUCUCUUCUGUUAGAUGGAGUAACAAACUGCUCAAAAUAGGAAUUGUGGAGCCAUGUAGGUCCAAAUGAAGGUUUUCAUUGCCUUUUUCCCCUUUUUUCUUCUGUUAGGCUUGUCAGGACUACAAGUUUCAGCUAUUUUAUGUGCUGGUAGCUGUGACAAUCUUCAGGAAGAGAAUCUUUAAGACAUGAAAUAACAGAAAGGCUUAGAAGUAUGUAUUCUGAAGUGCAAUGAUACAGCCAUGUAGACAGCGCUAGGCUAUGAAUAUGCUAGGCAAAACAAAAUCCUUAUUAAAGAGCUGUUAUAGCUUGCAUCCAAAUAUUCUUUUUUAUGUAAUAUCUCCUCAAGUACAUAUUCUUAAUUGCAUACCCUUUCUCUCUUCUUCUAAAUUGAUUUCCUUUUUAGGGAUGACAUUUAUUAGCCCUGAAAAAAGGGGAAACUUGCUUUUAUGCAAGUAAUUCUAUUUAAAAUUAUUUCCUUGCAACACUUGAAAGCAUUGCCUACAUUUAAGCUUAUAUUGAUCGUAUUUGAUUUCUGAGUUUCUGUAGAAUUUGCAUCUUUAUUCUAUAAUAGUUUGUUGCAAUACAGUGCACAUAAAGCCUUGCCAAGCAGCAAUAAUGCAUACAGCAGUAUAUGGCACUACUUAAAUAAGAUGCCUUUCUUGUGUUUAUUCUUAGUGGUAUAAUGAGGAUUUUAGUCACCAGUUAAGUCCAGGCAUUCCAAAUAAUUUUUUAGCAUGUCUUCUAUUUUAUUUGGUGCUACUUUCAGUCAGCUUUUGAUACUUAAAUGCAGCUCCUACUAACACUAUUUGCUGUUACAGAUCAAAAUGCAAGAAUUGGCUUAUUCUGUUUAAAAAACAAGAAGUAUUAAUUCACAACUUCUGUUUAUGUAGUUAAAACAGUUUAGAAAUUAAAUCUUUUUAAAACAAUGAAAGAGGUUUUUUUAAUGAAAAUUCCUUCAUAUAAGAAAACAACAGACUUGUAUCCACAUGUUUUUUGAGACAAUCUGGUUACAGAUUAUAAUUAGGAAGGUUUAUGCAGAAGGAGAAAUGUACAUCCCAAAUAUCAGUAUCACGCACCUAGGCAAUUUGCGAACUAUAAAACUAGUCUAAAGAAGAACGUUGUUAAUACACCAUUUACAUGACCCAGAUUCACAGAAGGGUAUUUAAGUAGUGAAGAUUACAGAUUAUUAUCACAAAGAUAGGAAGAUGCCCAGUUUACCAGUUCCAUUCGCUGCUUACCCUCUUCCCUCUGGUUGUGGUUUGUCUUUUGAGAUGCUGAACUCUUCAGGGAAGUGACGUGCAUUGUUCAAUGCUUGGAACUUUUUGUUAAGCAGUUGGUGGCACUUUAUAGAAAAGCUUAUCUGAAUUUCUGUUCUCCUCCUGUUCUGUUUUUCUUCAUUUCUAUUUUCCCCUCUCUCUUUUUCUUCUACUGUUUUUUUUUCUUUUCAUUGUAGCUGGUGUUUGUUGCUCUGCCUUGCCUGCCUUUCCACUUUUGAUGACAGUUCUCUACAGUGCACUUUCUCUCUUUCUUUUUGUUUUAUGUUCUGUUUCUGUCUGUGUUUCUUUCCCACUUUCAGUUCUUUUAAUCUUUCAUUUUUGAUUUUGGCUCCCAUUUCCUCUAAAUCUUUCUGGAACUCUUCCCUUUUGCCUUUCUAGGACUUCCCUCAACUGCUUUUCUCCGGAGUGCACGUAUUUCCAGUCUGAAAUUUGGAUGAGUGUUGUACUCCCUCUAAAAAUGAUAAACCUGUAACUAGCAUUUUCCUCUCUCAUCCAUGUAUAUAUUUACCUUGCUGUCUGUCUUUCAUGGAAAAUAUAUAUUUAAUUGACAGACAGCUAUACCCAUCAUCUCCCAAAUGCUCCUUCUGUUUCAUUUCGUGUUAUGGGGAUGAGAUACAGUGUUUUCAUGAGUUUGUUGGAGCACAGCAAGGACUGCCUUACUCUGACUCUCCUUCAAACUGACAGGUACAGAAUAGCAGCAAGGUUGGGCAGAGGCAUCUUGCCAAACAGUUGAUCUGCAUAUGUGUUUCAGUGUGGAUUGCUGAGGACUAAGCUAGAACAUAGCCUUUUAGAUAAAAUUGUUACAACCUGAAGCUGAAGAACAGUCAAGAUAGAGGGUCCAUUGCUAAGCGCAGAGGCUGGUCCAAGGAUCCUUCCUCUUGGGAGUAGUUUGACUGUCAGGUUUGUGGGACAAUUCUGUUUGUGACUUUUCCUAGAGACAGAGGUAAGUGGCUGUCUUUCAAGUCCCAUAAAAUACAGGGUUAACCAGAGUUGUUGGAGGAGCAUGGAGAGGAUGGAGCAAGAUAAUUAGACAAUUCAGAGGUGUCUUUGUAGGGUAGAGCCUGUUUGAAGGGGAGUGUAUGUGAGAUAGAUGCAGGAGGGAGAGGGGCAGACAAGACUAAACAAGAGAGGGGAAAAAGGAGGGAAAAAGACAGUGCUGUCGGUGUGUAUCAUUUUGCCAUGAAUUGUUGAUUUUAUGUUUUUCUCAAGGUUCUGGGCAGUGGAGCUUAUUUUAAUAUGCUGUGAUUUUUAAUGGCAAAUAUUCUUCAUUUUGCUGGUUGCAUAGAGGAAAUUUAAACCAGGAGCCUAAACUGCUGCAGCACCAGGAACAUGGCAAUGCUGAAUUAUUUGCAACUUCUAUGUAUAAUUUGAGUGGAUCUCAUUCACAGCGUCAUAACACUUGCGGUACACUGGAAAGGUUGCUUCACAGGAGCCGGAGUGCAUGCAUGUGGACUUCAGAGGCAUAGCCCUGAUGUAGGAAGGUGAACUGCCAGCUUUUCCUUUCGAGAUGACUGUAGGCCAGGUUAUCAUUUGCUGGUGGUGCUGCCCCCUAACACAGCACUGGGCUAGGAGGCAAGGGAGAAGAGUUAUUUUGUGGGGUCUGUGUCUUGGAUUUAUGAUGCUUGAAAUAUAAUUUGCUAGAAUUGCUCUAUGUCCUGUAACUUUGCAAUUUUUGGAGAGGAUGAAUGGAUUCGUUGAGUAGCCAUAGUAUUCCUGAGACUAAAUGCUAGCCACUGGAGUUUACUGGACAUGUGACUCAAAGUUGCUGAAUUUAAAUUUUAGCAAUAGAGAGUUCUUCCAUUUCUUGUACACGCCAAACAUUUGCGUGUAGCUCCUUUUUUUAUUUGUCACUGACAGGUUAUGAUUUAUUAUCUCAUGGAUGUAUCUCAUGAGCUGCACUUGCUGCAAGGCAGCAGACUCCAAAAGGAAAACCUAAUCAAAUGGAGAGGUAUACCCGAAUUCUCCCCUCUUGAUCCCAGUCUCUUCUGAGUUGCUUUUCUCUGGUUUUACUCUGGCCCUGCCAGCAAGCUGGCCUGAUGGCAAAAGGGGAUUAACUCAUUUUUAUCUAUUUUUAUGUGACUGAGAAAAAUACAAAAAAAAUUUGUAAAGGAAUAGCAGAUUGAUUGAGGUAGAGAACUUGAUAAUCCGUCAGGGCUCUUUGGGAAGCUUCCAGUGUUUGUGCUUUAUCUUACCACAUCUUUAUAUAAAUGUCAACAGCUACUCUGAUUUCCCUUUCCAUUACCCAUAGUAUUCCAGUACCCAUACACGUGUCUUUGCAAAAAGGAAGGUAGUUCUAAAGAAUAUAACAAAUGCCUGUGUUGCAAGUGUGGUUUUAAAAGAUAUCAGCAAUCGCCCUUCCUUGCCUAAAUAAACGUAUGGAGAGUAUCAUUAUUUGUAUUUAUAAAGCUGGACUAGGAACAUGAAUUCAGCAUGGAUUAAGUUUUGGAGAAAGAUUUGGAGAGAUCUGGAAUAGAAGUAUUUUCCAUUUUAAAAGUAAAGGAUGAAUGCCAUCAUAUUUACAGUACACUUCGGGCUACUUCAACACAUGUGGGUCCAAAAUCUUUCAUUCCAUACUCUCAUAGAUAGAUAAAGAUUUUGCUGGCAUUACCCAUGUGAACAAAGGAGAAAAAUUUGGCAAUUAGACCAAGCCAAAAUCAGACUUUUGGACUAAUUAGAGCUAUGGCUCUUGGUAAGAAUAUGAAAGCCAAUAAAAUAAGAACUAGACUUGACACAUAACUUGUGAAGAUUCCCAGAGCAUUUCUUGCUACCCCAUUGUUAAUAUGGAGCAUCAUUUAUUUGUCAUUACUAGACCAAAUUCUACCUUAAUUUAUGACCAUGCAAGUCCACUGUCUCAUCCACUAUGAAUUUGACAUGUAGGUGUGGGCUAAAAUCAGUCUUUUUCUCACUGUGUCCGUACUCACACAGGUAGUUGGCUGAUUUUGUUGGCUGUAAUUCUUAUUCCUAUGGUUAGCAUGAGAGUACUUUGUACAGAUGUGAGAGAAUUAUGACAAAGAUAGAGCUUUCUUAGUUUUUUUUUUAAUACAGCCACUUGUUCUGAUCAGCAGAUGCUUAACACUGUGUUUAUAAAUGGAUUUCUGACAAGGGGCCAUUGUAAUCCACAUAAAGGCUCUUAGUGGUAAUCGAUAUACUGUAGUACCUAUCUUUAACAUACGUGAGUAUGCAGUCCUUUCCUUUUGCCUUUGCACAUUUUAAUACUUGUGAAAACAGUACAUGCCCUUUCCUACUUUUAUUUCAAGAAACCUUGACUUUGUCUAGGCUUCUUUGUACACAGUAUCAGGACUCAAGGGAAGAAUUAAAUUAAUCCAUAAUUGGUGCAUUGUCAUAAAUGGGGAAAAGUGUUAUUUGUAUAUUUUUUGUAAAUAUGUAACAUUUAAUGGCAGUUUUGUAGUGACGUGCUGUUUUUGAGAAAAGAAUCAGAUAUAUGUUUGAAUAUGCUUAAUGUAACAAUUAACUGUGAUUCAAUUGCACAAUUAAUAGCUUGAUCAAAAGUCUUGUGCAAUAUGUAGUGCACACACAUAACCAAGUUAUCUGUUAUUGACCCACAACCAAGUUUUUGGCAACUUUUAAUGAUGCUGAUAAACUGUGCAAUAUAGUUUAUCACAGUCUUUUUCAGCUUCCAAACAUGUAGCAGGCAAACUACUGUAUACGUACCUGUGUACUCCACUGCAUCCAAAGGUAUGCAUUUGUCUUGAGAACCUGCACUACAGGUUUUUCUUUAAUAAAAUUUCAUUCUAAAUUA